CCCUCGUUCUCCUUCCCGCUGCGUCGCUGCUCCCUGCGCGAUGCCGUCUGCCGCCACGCGGCCGUGCGUGCAGUGCGCCGCCGCCGCCUCGCGCUACAACUGCCCGCAGUGCCGCGCCUCGACGUGCAGUGCGCCCUGCUCCAAGGCGCACAAGCUGCGCGCCCACGGCAGCGACGCCGCGGCCGGCCCCAGCUCGGCAGCCGCCAACGGCAUUCCCACCGGGCCUCGCAGCAUGGUAGCCACAGCGCCGACCGGGCCGCGCAGCAUCGUCGCAGGUGCGCCCACGGCGCCUCGCGUCAUGAGCGCCGCGGCCGCUCAGCCGGCACUCAGCGUGGCCAAGCGGCGGCCGCGCGACGGCGCCGAGCUGCUGCAGGACCUCGGCCUGCUGGAGCACAUCGGCGCCGCCGUCUCCGAGCUGGGCCGCAGCGCCGUGCGCGACGGCCUCUACGACGCCUACGACGCCUCGCUGCAGACGCCCGAUGCGGCACGCGAGGCAGCGGCCAAGGGCGGCCGCGCGCCGCGCCUCACGCACGGCCAGAUGAAGCGCCAGACACUCAGCAAGCAGAUCGGCUGGAAGCGCCUCUCCGUCAUGCUGCUGCCCGACGGCAUGCAGAUGCGGCAGGAGAACCAGACCAUGUGGAAGAAUCGCGAGCAAGAAUUUUCCUUCACUGUUGAUCUGCGCUUCCCGCAUGCUCCUGCAGAAGCGAGCGGCAGCGUGCUGGCCGCCAAAGAUGCGCAGGCAAAGGAGGGGAAGGUCUCGCGCAUCCUUCUGCAUCGCGUCGCGGGAGGGCGCCACGUCCACUCUCUCUUCGUCGAGGAGCUGCGCAAGCGGGCGCGCAAGGCUGCCGACGUCCCGGCGCCGGUCAAGGCCCCUGACACGUCCGCAGCCUCGAAGGGCAAAGGAAAGGGCAAGGGCAAGGCUCUGAAGCAGGAGCCGGCUGCCGCGCAGUCCUCGGCCGAGGAAGCGCUCUUCGCCGACGGCUUUCCGCCAGCUGUGCUGAUCAGCGCCGGACUGGAUCCGGACGCAUCAGCCAGCACGAGUGCUGCAGGCGCUACGCAUUUGCCCAGCGGCGCCGUUGUGCUACUCGGCAUCCACGCCGAGCGUCUGCGCAACGAGAGCACACCCAAGUUCUUGCGCUGGUGGGAGGGCCAGGUGCGCCGCGGCACCGUCGAUGCCGGCAGCAUCGAGACAUUCGAGGAGCAGCAGGCGGCACGAGCUGCACUCGAGGAGCAGGAACAGCAGCGCGUGCGUGACGAGCAGCAAGCGCAGCAGAUGCAGCAGCAAGCGCAGUGGGCGCAGCAACAGGCCAUGGCCAGGGGACCGCCGCCUGGUGGGUAUGGCGGCCCGCCACCCGGCGGCUACAGCGGUCCACCGCCGGGCGGAUACGCCGGCCCGCCGCCGCCGUACUACAAUGGUCCACCUCCAGGCGUGCCAUUCGGCGCGGCAUCGUCGUACCAGGAGCCGGCGCCGGCCGCACCGCAGCACGCACUCUCGCGUCUGACCAGCAGUUCGCUGCUCGGCAGCCUCGGGGCGAAGCUUCGCGGUCCAAACGCAGCACCAGCGCCAUCGGCAGCCUUGCCUUCUCCGACGCCUCAGGCGGCCCAGCAAGCUUCUCCUGCGCCUUCUGCGCCCAUCGCGCCCGCUGAGCCGGCGAAGAUGCGCCCUCCUGUCGAGAAGGCUUCGGCAGCUGCGCCAGCGCUGAGACACUUCGUUGCCAUCCGCGAUGCGGCUCUGGGCCUCGAGGCAAUGCUCUCGCAGCUCCCGGCCGGCUUUGCCGUCGUCGAGUACGCUCAGCUGGAGCUGUGGCCGCAGGCGCGCGUCGAGACAGCCGAGAAGGAAGGCCUCAUCCGCGUGCACGAGCUCGGCGAGAGCGUCGAGGCGCAGGCCGACAAGAAGCGCGAGCGCGAGGCUACCGCUGCGGCAGACGAAGAGUCGUCCAGCAAGCGCACCCGAGUCGUCAAGGCCGAACAAGAAUGCAUGCCCGCGCCAGCGGCCAGCGUACCCUCCGUUGCUUCCCAGCCAGCCGUUUCAGCUCCGCCAAUCCGCAGUGCGCCCGCACAGGCAUCUUCGGGCCUGAUGGGCCUUGCAGCCUACGACUCCGACUCGGACGCAGAGUCAGACGAGGAAGAGUCGCCGCCAGCCGCGUCUUCGUCGCGGCAGCUCUCGCCCGAGCAGAUCCGGUCGCGGCAGAUUGCGCGCUCUGAGCUUCUGUCAGCCGCACCGCGAGAGCCUUCGAGCGAGCCGGACGAGGAAGAUCUCGAGGAGGAGGAGGCGCGAGGCAGCGUCGCCGACAUUGCGCGUCUGCUUGGCAUCGCGCCGCCAGCGCCAGUGAAGCUGGAGCAGAAGGCGUCUGUCGUGGAACCGAAGUCAGCUCCAGCAGCAGCUCUGGCAUCGCUGGAGGAUGAGGUCGACUGGGGAGAGGACUAGCACGUCGCAUCGCAGUCCGGCAAUCUUCGUCGUGUCACUACUACACUAAUCGUCAAUCAUCAUUCAACGUGG
Molecule: messenger RNA, 2500 nt
Organism: Tilletiopsis washingtonensis
Lineage: Eukaryota; Fungi; Basidiomycota; Exobasidiomycetes; Entylomatales
Exons: 2
Coding region: 41-2428 (795 amino acids)
Biological process (GO): maturation of LSU-rRNA from tricistronic rRNA transcript (SSU-rRNA, 5.8S rRNA, LSU-rRNA); box C/D snoRNP assembly; snoRNA localization
Cellular component (GO): nucleus; pre-snoRNP complex
Source: RefSeq, a predicted model, not a curated record